AUGGACCAGCUUCGGAGCCGUGCAGUGAGGACAGCUGCUAGGGAGCUGGAAAAAGAGAACUGGGGUUGGGAUCCAGAAGAGCAAGAAAGACAACAAUGCAGUGAAAUGGUAUCAGAAGGGCCGAGUCCAAUGCAGAAUGACACACCUGUUAUUGAGGGUCCACUGCUGCAGAGUCCGUCUCACUCUUCAUCUCCAGCUGAGGGAUAUGUCCAGUUGGAGGCCCCGGAUAGCAUUAGUAAUCCAUCUGAUAUAGUUGAAGAAGUGUUGAGAAUGUGGUCGACAGGCCUUAAGGAGCUCAUCCUAACAGGCUGCUCUUGGUGCUCCGUGUUGGCCCUCGGCACAGCCAACUUCCCCUCCCUANCUAAUGUGGCUCCUGAACAGGUUGCAAGGUGCUGUGACAAGAGGCUUUGGACGUACAUUGAUUUGAGCCAUCGGAAAUCUAUCACUCCCUCCAUGCUGAGUGGAAUCAUCCGACGACAGCCAGCCAGUCUUGAUCUGAGCUGGACCAACAUCUCCAAGAAGCAGCUAAUGUGGCUCCUGAACAGGUUGCAAGGCCUUAAGGAGCUCAUCCUAACAGGCUGCUCUUGGUGCUCCGUGUCGGCCCUCGGCACCGCCAACUUCCCCUCCCUACAGCUCCUAGAUUUGCGUUGGAUUGAGGAUGUCAAGGAUUCUCCCCUCCGCGAGCUGCUCUUGCCUGCCACAGAUGCCAAGCCUG
Messenger RNA from Thamnophis sirtalis, 715 nucleotides. The record is from RefSeq and is a predicted model, not a curated record. Lineage: Eukaryota; Metazoa; Chordata; Lepidosauria; Squamata; Natricidae.